Impatiens glandulifera is the source of this 2841-nucleotide messenger RNA. Its product is annotated as probable inactive leucine-rich repeat receptor-like protein kinase At3g03770. The record is from RefSeq and is a predicted model, not a curated record. Gene Ontology annotation, biological process: protein phosphorylation. Bases 357 to 2675 code for a protein of 772 amino acids. The transcript has 6 exons. Gene Ontology annotation, molecular function: protein binding; ATP binding; protein kinase activity. Lineage: Eukaryota; Viridiplantae; Streptophyta; Magnoliopsida; Ericales; Balsaminaceae.
CACUCUUUAUUCUUCCAUUUCUGCUUCCACCUUAAGAGAACCGACCCCAUUAAUGUCAGACACCUGUUUAUCUCUUCUUCUUCCUCCUCUCCCAUUUCUUCAUAAAUGCUCAUCACCUUCCUUUAUCUCUGCUUCAACUACCUCCAUUAUAGGCUAUAACUCAACUUCUUCCCAUUCCUGAGCCGGGUUUUUCCUGAAAGGAACAAACAAACUUCCUUAGACUUAGAUUCUUAUAAACACGGGUCAUCGCUGAAGAUUUCGGUCCACUAAUUCCAGGUUCUCCAUCUCUCUGCUCUAUCUUCUUUAUUUGUUCAUCUGGGUCUUUGUUUACUAGUGGGGUCCUGUAAAUCCACUCAAUGGGUAACAUUGUCUGGUUUCUUACACUAUUUCUAUCAUGGGUAUCCUUUAUUCCCGACAUCCACGGAUUACAAACGUUCCAAACUCAACUUCUUCUCCAAUUAAGGAAACAUUUGGAGUAUCCAUGGCCGUUGGACACUUGGGAAAACGAUAAUGGAGAAGAUGUGUGUAGAUUACCGGCAACUCAACAUAUGAGCAUAGUUUGUGAUGGAGAUUCAGUCACAGAGCUUAAAAUAAUGGGGGGGAGACUUUCAAAUGUAACGGAUUUUCAUGGAUUUGCAAUUCCAAACCAGACAUUAUCACAGAGUUUCUCAAUUGAUUCAUUUGUUACUACAUUAACUAGGCUAUCUUCUUUAAAGGUUCUUACUUUAGUGUCAUUAGGGAUCUGGGGUAAAUUACCUGAUAAAAUCCAUCGUUUAUCGUCGACUCUUGAAUUUCUCGACAUGAGUUCUAAUUUCCUUUAUGGGGAAAUCCCACCUGAGUUUUCUAGAUUGGUGAAUCUUCAAAGCUUGACAUUUGAUAGCAACUUCAUUAAUGAUACAGUUCCAGAAUGGUUAAGUUCUUUCUCAAACCUAACUUAUUUAAGCUUGAAGAACAAUAUGUUCAAAGGGGAAAUUCCAUCUUCAUUAUGCAAAAUGACAUCUCUUAAUACAAUUUCCUUUUCCCACAAUCAACUCUCCGGCAAAUUACCCGAUUUCGCCACGUUAACGAAUCUACACCUGUUGGAUUUGAGAGAGAAUCAGUUCGAUUCAGAACUCCCAUUGAUUCCCACAGGACUAACCACUCUUCUUCUCAGCAAGAACUCCAUCUCCGGUGAGAUUCCACCAUCAUUUGGAAAGCUCAAUCAGCUUCAACAUCUCGAUUUAUCUUACAAUUCUCUAACUGGAACGCCACUUUCAGCUUUAUUCUCGUUGCCCAACAUCAGUUAUCUCAACUUAGCGUCCAAUAAGCUAUCGGGUUCGUUUCCUGAUCGGUUAACCUGUGGAAAUGAACUUGGUUUCGUCGAUAUUUCUUCAAACAGAUUGAUGGGUUCACUUCCUAAUUGCCUUGGAAACAACAAAGUUGUGAAAUUUGAAUGGAAUUGUUUCUCUUUACAUACUCAACAACGACAGUAUCCAGAAUCGCACUGCAAAGUGGCUGAUAUUGAGAAGAAAAAAGCUUCUAAAUGGCGUUUAAUUGGCAUCAUUGGAGGUAUUGUUUUGUUAAUAUUAGUGUUGGCUCCAGCCAUUGUUCUUCUUCUGCAUAGAAGAAGGUUAUGUAUUCAGAAUCGGUCGAGCCAGCAUCAGAAUUAUAUGCAGGAAAACUCUGUUGCUGGGAUUUCAUCUGAACUACUUGCAAAUGCAAGAUUCAUUUCUCAAGCAUCAAAACUAGGAGCACAAGGUGCUCCAACUUAUAGGUCUUUCUCCUUUGAAGAAAUGGAAGAAGCCACCAACAAUUUCGAUAAGUCCACAUUCCUAGGAGAGGGUUCCCUCGGAAAGGUUUAUAAGGGAAGGCUAGAGAAUGGAACUUAUGUGGCCAUUCGAGUCUUAGCUCCAGCCCGAAAAUACUCAAUUCGCAACCUAAAGGUCCGUUUGGAUUUGCUUUCAAAGCUUCGCCAUCCAAACCUUGUCAGUCUGUUGGGCCAUUGCAUAGAUGGUUCUAACUCUCAAGAUGAUUCCAUCAUCAACAGAAUUUUCCUAGUACAAGAAUAUGUUCCAAACGGAAAUUUUCAUUCUCAUCUUUCAGAAACCUCUCCUGAGAAGGCACUUAUGUGGUCUGAUAGAUUAGCAAUUCUAAUUGGAGUGGCAAAGGCUGUGCAUUUUCUACAUACAGGAGUGCCUGCUUCGGUUAGUAAUAGGUUGAAGUCGAAUAACAUAUUGAUUGACGAACAUAGGAUUGCCAAACUCAGUGACUAUGGAAUGUCGAUCAUGACAGAAGAUUUUGAAAAACUUGAGGUAUCAUAUGAUUUAGUACUUUUACUUACUCCUAUGCAUAUGAGUAAGAUAGAAGACGAUGUAUACAAGUUCGGGUUCAUAUUACUUGAAUCGCUGGUCGGGCCAACUGCCAACGCUAAAGGAGAAGCAUUUUUGUUAAAUGAAAUGACAUCGUUUGGCAGCCAAAGCCACGAUGGGCGAGGAAAAAUAGUGGAUCCAAUCGUGUUAAGUACAAGCGUGCAAGAGUCACUAUCAAUAGUGAUAUCCAUCACGAACAAAUGCAUAUCACCUGAAUCGUCUGUUCGGCCUUCCUUCGAAGAUGUUCUUUGGAAUUUGCAGUACGCAGCGCAAGUCCAGGCUAGUGCAGACGCAGAUCAAAAGUCUGAUACUGCUUCCCAAUCAUAGCUAACACACAAAUUGCAAUAAUAUUUUGUAUGUUGUAACAUGUGUAAAUGACCCAUUCUUUCAUUACCAAUUAGUAUUUGUAUUAAUAGACUAUUUCUCAUAAUACAAACAAUAUAAAUACUGUUAUUGAACAUGUUAUUUAUUGAAUGAUUAGAACAAUCAACCA